AAAAUAAUUAUGGAAAAUAAUUAUUCGCAAUAUAUUGAACCGUCGCUGUACUGGGAAAGGAAUGAUUCAGUUGUUUAUGAAUUAGGCUAUGCCAUAAUUCCUAAUCGGGUACUGCUUCCCAUUGAUUAUUAUCCUAUACCUGAUAUAAAUGACCUUGAAAACGGCACAGCAGCAGCAGCACGAAAUCAAACCAACGCCACAGCAUAUGUAAGUGUCCUAUGCGGGUUCCCAAGUUUUUGUUCGUAUUCAGCUUACAAUGUAUGUUCCAACACAACUUUGGUGGAAUGCGAUGAAUGCAGCAUGAUCGGGGCUGGUUUCUUCAUAUUUGCUUGUGUUGUUCUUGGUGCGAUGAUUUUGAUAGGAAACUCGCUCGUGUUUUGGUACAACUUCAGGAAUUCAAUUCAAGACAAAUUCAGCAUCAUGAAAGCUUCGCUUUCUGUAGCCGACUCAUUAGCAGGAAUCCAAAUUUUCGGCGUCGUACUUUACAACGUCAGCUGGACGAUAAACUCAACAUCGCAAGAACUGGACAUGAAACAGCUUUUGUAUCAAGAUUCCCCUCAAGCAAUUAUUGGAGGAAUGUUUUACAUAAUGAGUUUCACGUCAUCACUAUUUCAUUUAUUAUACUUCAGCGGGCAGCGACUUUUCGCCGUGACGUAUCCAAUCAAUUACAAAAUACAGAGUAACGCUCACGUAGCGUUUGGACUCGUUCUAACUUGGAUUUUGGGUGUGAUUUCUGCUACCGUGCCAGCAUGGUUUCCAAAUACGUACACCUACUCGUACUACCACACAAUAUAUCUCUUCUUGCCGUCGAUCCGGAACUACAGUAGUACCAACAACAGCUCAUCGGGUGCAGCACUUGCACUAGUUUUCGUUUUCUCAAUUUUACCAUACUGUCUCAUGGUUAUUUUAACCAUUACUUCGGCACUCCAAAUCCGAAUUCGCCUCAUACGCUCUGCCAGUUUGUCCAAGAGCAUGGACAAAGAUUUAUUAAAAAAGAAAGAAGUAAAAUUGAUAAAGACAGUUGCUAUAAUGCAGAUUGGGUUUACCGUCACAUUAGUUCCGGUCGUCGUGAUUCUUGUUUUGUUUUAUGCCCAUGUCUUCUCUUGCAAAAACGUUUCAACGCCUUAUGUUAUUGGAUUCUACAUGAGUAUGUCCAACAGCCUCGUCAACGUGUUAGUUUACAGUGGACGGGAUUCAAAAUUUCGUGCUUGGUUAAAAAGUAUUGUUACAUGUAAAUCGGUUCCAGCAAAGGAAGAUUCUCACACUUCGUUCUCAGCAACACGAAACCACAAUGCGAAGGCAACAACAGAAACCGAUAACGCAAUUCAAACCUCUAAAAUUGUAUCGCGUUAAGUUGUAUCGUUUGUGUGAUGUAUUGCAUAGCAGCUAAACAUAUUGAUUGAGUAACUAAGUCAGGGUGGAAUGUUAUGCGGCCUAAUUUAUUAAUUCUGGUUUAAGAUUUUACGCAGCAGCUGCAGUUUGUCAAGAAAAAGUAUAGAAAUACACUGUUAAUCGUUUAUUUUCUUUUCUUUACUGUAUUUAUGACAUUUAGAAAGUUUUACUUGUACAAAUAAAAACAAUCAUUACAUGUCACAGUUUCGACCAGCAACUUUACUGUCGGAAAAUUUGCGCCAAAAAAUGUACCUACUUUUACUAUCAGAGUAGUUGUUUAUGCAUAGAUAAUACAUAUAUUAUCUAUGGUUUAUUUUUUAAACUUUUUAUUGUAAAUUUAUUAAAAACGUUCAAAUUCGUAUCUGGUUUACUGAAGUGGAUUCUUUCGUGGGGAUUUCCCUAGAAUGUAACGUAAAUUUUAAAUUGUCAUGUGGAAAAUUUUUAUUAAAGUAUUUGCGCUCAA
Molecule: messenger RNA, 1855 nt
Organism: Ciona intestinalis (vase tunicate)
Lineage: Eukaryota; Metazoa; Chordata; Ascidiacea; Phlebobranchia; Cionidae
Source: RefSeq, a predicted model, not a curated record